Molecule: messenger RNA, 2949 nt
Organism: Anoplopoma fimbria (sablefish)
Lineage: Eukaryota; Metazoa; Chordata; Actinopteri; Perciformes; Anoplopomatidae
Gene: tor2a
Product: torsin family 2, member A
Exons: 5
Coding region: 78-1013 (311 amino acids)
Cellular component (GO): endoplasmic reticulum lumen; nuclear envelope
Molecular function (GO): ATP binding; ATP hydrolysis activity
Source: RefSeq, a predicted model, not a curated record
GGUUAUCGUUGUGGAGAGGGUUUCUACGGGUUUUUACGGGUUUCUACGGGUUUUCUCUCUGCCAGCAGGUAGCCAAGAUGUUGGCCGUCCUGUCUGUGCUGCUUUUAUACCUUUGCAGCCCGGUCUGCGGUGUUUUUCAGAAGCUUUACUGCAGCAUUUCAGACAGCUGCGACUGCGACUUUAAGCCCAACAUCAGAGACCUGGAGUGGGACCUCUACAAGAAUGUGUACGGGCAACAUCUGGCCCAGGACAUCGUGUCAGAGGAGGUGGGGAGGUUCCUUCAGAAUAAAAACCCCGACCGGCCCCUGGUGCUGUCCUUCCACGGCUCCUCCGGGACGGGGAAGACGCUGGUCAGCUCCAUGCUGGGAAACCACCUGUACGGCUCGGCCAUGAGCAGCCCGUACGUCCACCAGUUCAUUCCCACGCUGCACUUCCCCUUACCCAACCGGGUCAAGCAGUACAGGGAGGAGUUGAAGAGUUGGGUGCAGGGGAACCUGACGGAGUGCGCUCGCUCCGUCUUCUUAUUUGACGAGAUGGAGAAGAUGCCUCCGGGGCUCAUCGACGUCCUGGAGCCCUUCCUCGGCCCCUCCCACGUUGUGUUUCGCACCAACUACCGCAAGGCCAUCUACGUCUUCAUCGGCACCACAGGAGAGGAGGUGAUCAACAGAAAGGCUCUGGAGAGCCGGCAGGCCGGACGGGACAGAGAGGAGAUCAGGUCCUCUGACUUACAGGAAGCCAUCGCACGGGCCGUUUACAACAGCUCAGCAAGCGGGUUCUUCCGGUCCGGCAUCAUAAAGCAGAAGCUCAUCACGCGCUUCGUCCCGUUCCUGCCGCUCUGCCGGCGCCACGUGGAGCGCUGCGUCCAAUCACAGCUCUGCCAGCGGGGCAGCUGCGGCCGCGGCGACGUGGUGGAGGCGGUCGGCGGCGACAUGACCUACGCCCCCGUCAAGGGACACUACUUCUCCACCACCGGCUGCAAGGCCGUCCCCGCCAAAAUAAACCUCUUCCUGUGAGCAGAGGAAGAGAACUCUUUUAAAGAUGGAAACGGGGGGGAACACUUCUUCUGGAGGUAAGUCAGUGAGGAGGAAACAGAUCUCAAAUCAGUUUCUCCCACCAUGGAGGUCAGAGCAGCAGCCCACUGCACUCAGGGGGGAAUUGAACGCUGUCAAUGCGGAGGGUCCCUGAAGGCAUCAUCGGUCCACGUCCAGCUGUGAGCGCAGGAGAGUUUAUUCCCUGAGCAUCAGUCAGUCUGAACCAGGAGUCAUGUGACGCUCUACCUCAACUCCUCCUUUCAUUUAUGAACUCUAGAGUCUUAGCUGCCAUCACUUUAUUUAUUCAGUAUUUAUUGCUUUUCUCCACACCAUCCUUUCACUUUGAUACAGUCCCGCUGGUCCAUUCCCAGUUCACCCACAGGUGGAGGUUUGGUGCUGACUGACAGCAGUAGAAAGCAGCAACGCCUCUUAUUCUCAUUAUGCUGAUUUUUGUUUGGGAGCGUCACUAAAAAGGGAUUCAAUGUUUUUUUUAAUGUUUUUGUCAAAGUCUGAAUGUUUCAAUUUGUGGGGUAAAAAUCUAAUAUUUCCAGCGUGCAGCAGUUUAACAGGGAGUAUAAAUACAUCUCCCAAGAAAAUGAGUGUUUCAGAUGGAUUAUUAGAAGAAGACAUUUCACUUCAACACUGAAUGAUUGGGAUAUAAUUCAGGUGAGAUUGGAGAAAGCACGUUGUUUUCAUCACCAUGGGCGCUGAACCAAAUUUUAUAAACAUAAUUUAACAAUAUACAAUAUUUCAAAUGAUAUCUAGCAUUACAUAUCCUUAAAUAUGAACCCAAUUAUCAUUACAUUAUCAGCAGCUGCACUCAGUGUCUUCACAAUGUCCACAAGUAUUUCUCUUUUUUUAGAAGUGGAAGAAAUCUGCAGCUCAAUUUUACUUGAAAUUAGUUUUGCUUCUGUCCUGCAGCUUUUUUUUAGAGCACAUCAUCAGUUCUGCCACUAGGGGGCAGUAAAGGCUUAAUUUAGCCCAUAAGAGGAAGAGGUGAAGCAGAGUUCACCUGCAGCUCAGUGCAUUUUAACUGCGAUAGGAUCUGUAAAAAACAAAGUUUGUGUCAUAAGUGUAACUUGUAUUGUAAAGAAGUUUCCUGUGUGUUCAAACACACUCAAAGUGCACUUUAAUUCUAUGAAGAUGAAUAUGGACCUGAUGUAUUUUUGAGACUCACUCUGCCUUUGUGAAGGCAAGGUGUGUGAUGAGAAGUCAGUAAGCUGAAAAGAAUACUUUUAAUUUCUGAAAUAUUGCCAAGAGUUUGAAUUGUUUACAACUUAUUAAUGAUUGUAAUGAUUUGUUGUGUGCGUGAAGACCUGCAGCAAGACCUACAAGUCGAGACAAUUCAAAUGCAAGAAAAUCAUGUUUAGCUGAAUUAACAAGUAGAGUACAUGAGGAGGAUUUUCUCACAGACGCAUAAUAGUCAGAAGUCUGUAGCUCACAGUUCAUCUUUACUGUGCAGUCAGUGUUGUUAAAAGAGAAAUCCACUGAAUAUUGAUCAACUAUUUAAGAUUUAUUUUCCCUUUUUUUCUGCAAGCUUUUGUUUUCAGUUGUAUUUUCUACUCUGUUUAAUUUUUUUAAUGAAAUUGCAGAGACCUUAAAGUUGUUGAACCUGUACUGUACACGGAGAAGACUGCCUGUUAACUCCCACCAGACUCCAUUCAAAUAUCAGUGUUUUUUAGUAUGUAGGUUUCAGGACAGUAAGAGUAUUACUGGUGAUAAUCAAACUCCUUACCCUGCCAAUAAAUUCCUUUUAAAGCCACAACAAUCGCUACCAGAGGCGGACAGUAUUUGUAGGAUUGUUUGUGUCUUUUUUUGGAUGAUUGCACAGUCUUAUGAACCACAAAGUUUCCAAGAUUCAGCCAGUGAAGUGCCUGGAUGUUGGUGAAGUCUGGUACUACAAAAUAAAGUUUAAACG